Sander lucioperca (pikeperch) is the source of this 8496-nucleotide messenger RNA. RefSeq lists its product as uncharacterized. The transcript has 29 exons. The record is from RefSeq and is a predicted model, not a curated record. Gene Ontology annotation, biological process: cell surface receptor signaling pathway. Gene Ontology annotation, molecular function: protein binding. Gene Ontology annotation, cellular component: membrane. The coding region runs from base 292 to 8496 and encodes 2734 amino acids. NCBI's taxonomy places the organism in Eukaryota, Metazoa, Chordata, Actinopteri, Perciformes, Percidae.
GACAUUAGUCCUGGAGUCUUUCCAAUGUUCCUGUUCUCCCAGAAAGAGAAUGAAUGACAGAGCAGGAUGAGCAGAAAUCAUUCAGUGAAGAGCUUCAGACUUUAUUUUCUGCUUGAUAGCUUCUAGUUUCUCCAGCAGCUUCUGUUUCUGGAGAUUACAAAGUGGUCUUCCUCUCUUUCUAGCAGGACCCAUCAGAGAAGAGAACCAGCUGAACCUGAAGCCAGCUGUGUGUCCAUGGAGACACCACUACUUUAAAAAAGGAGGCGACCUGAAAGGGACAGGCCAAUUAAAAUGGAGGAGAGGAGAAGGAAGAGGCCAAGACAGAAGGAAAGGGAGGAACAUAUUGAAAUAAAGAGCCGAAGACUGAGGAGCCAUCGGAGACCUGACCCUGCUGAACCUGAUCCUGAAACCAGCUGUUUGUCCUUAAAGAGCAACCAGUCAAAGCGGUUUUUAAUUCAUUUUAAACGUGUUUCUGACAGAAAACUAUCUGCUGAUGGAAGGAUCCAGCCGCAGAGACCAGAGUCUCCUGAACCUGAACCCAGCUGUGUGUCCUUUAAGAGCGACCGGUCAAAGGAUGAUUUAAUUAAUUUAAAAAAAAGACAUCCAUCUGACAGAAAGACCCAGCAGAGACCAGAGUCUCCUGAACCUGAACCCAGCUGUGUGUCCUUCAAGAGCGACUGGUCAAAUGGUCGCCUCAUUAACUUUAAAGGAGAGCAACCCUCUGCUGAAAAGAUAGUGGACCAGGAGAUCUCAGAGGUUCCCAGUGGUCAGUCUACCCAGCAGCAUCAAACACACCUGGACACCAUAUUUAUGCUGCUGGAGGAGACCAUCGUCACUUUUGUGAAGAACGAGCUGAAGAAGAUCCAGAAGCUUCUGAGUCCAGAUUACCCAGAAUGCUCAGAGAGUAAGAGGGAAGGUGAGGAUGAAGAUCAGAGGAGGAGCAGAGAGGCAUUUCUGAAGAUCACACUGCACUUCCUGAGGAGAAUGAAGCAGGACGAGCUGGCUGACCGUCUGCAGCGCAGAAGUCGUUCUGGAGUUUGUAGGCGUAAACUCAAAUCUAACCUAAACAACAAGUUCCAGUGUGUGUUUGAGGGGAUUGCUAAAACAGGAAACCCAACCCUUCUGAAUCAGAUGUUCACAGAGAUCUACAUCACAAAGGAAGGGACUGCAGAGGUCAAUGCUGAACAUGAGGUCAGACAGAUUGAAACAGCAUCUAGGAAAGCAGACAGACCAGAAACAACAAUCAGACGAGAAGACAUCUUUAAAACCCCACCUGGAAGAGAUAAACCAAUCAGAACAGUGAUGACAACAGGAGUGGCUGGCAUCGGAAAAACUGUCUUAACACAGAAGUUCACUCUGGACUGGGCUGAAGACAAAGCCAACCAGGACAUCAAGUUCACAUUUCCAUUCACCUUCAGAGAGCUGAAUGUGCUGAAAGAGAAAAAGUACAGCUUGGUGGAACUUGUUGAUUACUUCUUUAGUGAAACCAAAGAAGCAGGAAUCUGCAGGUUUGAAGAGUUCCCGUUUGUGUUUAUCUUUGAUGGUUUGGAUGAGUGUCGACUUCCUCUGGACUUCCGCAACACUAAAAUCCUGACUGACGUUACAGAGUCCACCUCAGUGGGUGUGCUACUGACAAACCUCAUCAGGGGAAAUCUGCUUCCCUCUGCUCGCCUCUGGAUAACCACACGACCUGCUGCAGCCAAUCAGAUCCCUCCUGAGUGUGUUGACAUGGUGACAGAGGUCAGAGGGUUCACUGACCCACAGAAGGAGGAGUACUUCAGGAAGAGAUUCAGAGACAAGAAGCAGGCCAGCAGAAUCAUCUCCCACAUCAAGACAUCACGAAGCCUCCACAUCAUGUGUCACAUCCCAGUCUUCUGCUGGAUCACUGCUACAGUUCUGGAGGACAUGUUGAAGACCAGAGAGGGAGGAGAGCUGCCCAAGACCCUGACUGAGAUGUACAUCCACUUCCUGGUGGUUCAGUCCAAAGUGAAGAACAUCAAGUAUGAUGGAGGAGCUGGGUCGGAUCCACACUGGAGUCCAGAGAGCAGUAAGAUGAUCAAGUCUCUGGGAAAACUGGCUUUUGAGCAGCUGCAGAAAGGCAACCUGAUCUUCUAUGAAUCAGACCUGACAGAGUGUGGCAUUGAUAUCACAGCAGCCUCAGUGUACUCAGGAGUGCUCACGCAGAUCUUUAAAGAGGAGAGAGGAUUGUACCAGGACAAGGUGUUCUGCUUCAUCCAUCUGAGUGUUCAGGAGUUUCUGGCUGCUCUUCAUGUCCAUCUGACAUUCACCAACUCUGGAGUCAACCUGCUGUCAGAAGAACAAACACCAUCAACACAGUUCUACCAGAGUGCUGUGGACAAGGCCUUACAUAGUCCAAAUGGACACCUGGACUUGUUUCUCCGCUUCCUCCUGGGUCUUUCACUGCAGACCAAUCAGAAUCUCCUACGAGGUCUGCUGACACAGACAGGAAGUAGCUCAGAGACCAACCAGGAAACAGUGGAGUACAUCCAGAAGAAGAUCAAUGGGGAGGAGAAGAUGGAUGGGGAGGAGAAGAUGGAUGAGGAUCUAUCUCCAGAGAGAAUCAUCAAUCUGUUCCACUGUCUGAAUGAACUGAAUGAUCAUUCUCUAGUGAACCAGAUCCAACAGUACAUGAGAUCAGGAAGUCUCUCCAAUGCUCAUCUGUCUCCUGCUUGUUUGUCAGCUCUGUGCUUCAUCUUACUGUCAUCAGAAGAAGAUCUGGACGUGUUUGACCUGAAAAAAUACUCUGCUUCAGAGGAGGCUCUUCUGAGGCUGCUGCCAGUGGUCAAAGCCUCCAACAAAGCUCUACUGAGUGGCUGUAACCUGUCAGAGAGAAGCUGUGAAGCUCUGUCCUCAGUUCUCAGCUCCCAGUCCUCUAGUCUGAGAGAGCUGGACCUGAGUAACAACAACCUGCAGGAUUCAGGAGCGAAGCUGAUCUCUGUUGGACUGAAGAGUCCACACUGCACACUGGAGACUCUCAGCAUCCAGCGUCCCGCGGAGCCGGGCGGUUCAGCCGAGCCGGCCCCUGGUCCUGCUGAACCGGACCCCGGUCCCCCUGCGUCGGGCGGUUCUGCCGACUGGGCCGCAGAGCCGCCUCCCGGGGGCUCAGACUCAGAUGUUGCGCCACCUGCGGCUGAAUCAAACUCGGCAGGUCUGGAGCGAAAGAAUGGUCAAAGAAAGAUCAUCCAUUCGCUACGCUCUGAAGAUGGAGCAACAAUUACGGGAACCCCUGAGAUCAGGAGAUAUGCCACCUCGUUCUACAAAGACCUGUUCAAAGAGGAGUAUGUGGAAGAUGCAGAGUCAGCUUCGUCUUUCUAUGCAGGGCUUCCUCAGGUGGAUGCUGACAACAACACUGUGCUGGAAGAUCAACUGUCCCUAAAUGAACUGUAUGUUGCUCUAAUGAGCCUUGGGAACGGUAAGGCACCAGGCAUCAACGGGCUGCCUCUGGAUUUCUAUAAGACCUUCUGGCCCGUGAUUGGAGAAGAUCUGCUGGAGUUCUUUCAAGACAGCUUGAAUAGAGGACGCCUGCCGCUGAGCUGCAGAGGACGCCUGCCGCUGAGCUGCAGAAGGGUCAUUACCCUGCUGCCAAAGAAAGGAGAUCUGCAGGAUUUAAAAAACUGUGUGGGGACUAUAAGAUCCUGUCUAAAGCUCUCGCUUCUCGGCUUCGGGAGGAAGCUGAGUUUCCAGGCUUUGCCUCCUUUCUAUCGUGGCGUGUUUACAAUGUGGAAGCUGUUGAUCAAGGAGAGACGGCUGCAAGGUGACUCCUUACACUGGCUGCUACAGGAACCGGUGGUGUACGGAGAAUGGUUGGAUUACCCCUGUUGGGCAGGUUCAGCCAUCACGGAGGUAUUCUGCAGAGCACGGGUGCUCACACUGGGGAAUGUGGUGGAUAUCGCUGGACCUAAACUGAACAAUGGUACUGCUUUGGUGGAUGUUCUGGGUAUGAGAUCAGUACAGUUUGCUAAACAUAAAUGUCAGCUGUUGAACUUCAUCCUGGGCCAAUCAAAGAUGGCUGUGUAUGUGAGCAGGAAGAGGAAGGUGGAUGACUCUGUGGAUAUUAAUGUGAAUUUACGGUUUACUCGGAUGGUGAAAGCCAGAAUCAGGAUUGACUUUAAUUAUUAUAAAGAGAUGAAGGAUGUGGAUCAGUUCAGUGUGAUCUGGGCCCAUGGUGAUGUGUUGUGCUCGAGACUUGAGACCAACUCAUCUUUUCUCAGGAGGGACGUGGUCCAAUCACUGCUGGGGCUCAACGUCCCCGACAGAGGAGCAGCAACGGCCAAUCACAGCCAAGGCUGGAGCAGCCAAUCACAGCCGGGAAAGAGAGCCGAGUCGUCAUCCAACUGCUUCUCAAACGGCAGCCUGCUGUUGUUGUCAGGAGGUGUGAUGAAGGUGCCCCGCUGUCUCGGCCACCACUUCCUGGGUGCGUGUGACUGCGGCGCCCCCUGUGAUGCCUCCCCCCACGGCGGUCUGAUGGAUUGCGGCGCUGCCUUCCUGUUGGAGCCGCGGCGCUUCAGAUACCCCGAGAGGCCGGUCGACUUCCUGUCCGGCUGCUUCUUCAUGGUGGCGGCCGCGUACCUGGCCGGCUUCCUGCUGGCAGACACGGCCGCCUGUAUCACCCAUCAGACAUCCCGUCUCAGGCCUAGUGAACAUACGGGCGGCAGAGAUUUGGACAUAUUGGAGUUUAUUGAGGAUCUUGUUGGGUUUACCAUAGAGGAUGCUAUUGCAGUAGGCGCGUCUGGAGGUCAUGAGGGCAUGGAUAAGUGUUUCGACAGCAGAAGAGGGCAGGGACGGCUGGAGGCGGUCAAUGUUCUUGAGGCAGGUAGUAAUAGGGGAGUGGGUGGCUGUUGUUUUGGAGAAGAGAUGGAGUUAAGUGUUGUCUACCCAGCAGUGGAUACAGAGGCCAUGAAGGUGGAUCUCUCCCAGAGGAAGGAUGUACAUAAUGAACAGGAGGGAACAGAGGACCAGGAGAUCUCAGAAGUUCCCAGUGGUCAGUCUGCCCAGCAGCAUCAAACACACCUGGACUCCAUAUGUGUGGGACAAAAGAUGGAGACACCUCAAGAAGUCGUCUUAACAACUUUAGAAGACUUGGGAGCUGAGGACUUUGAAAAAUUUAAGUGGUACCUGCAGCAGAAAGGGACCCUAAAAAACUUCCCAGCAAUCCGAAAGAGUAAACUGGAGAAUGUAAACAGGCUGAACACAGUGGAUAUGAUGUUCCAGACCUACAGUAUAAACACUGUUAAUGUGACCAGAAUAGUUUUAGUGAAGAUCAAUCAAAAUGAUCUAGUGGAGAAUUUAUCAAACAUCAUCUAUGAACCUGCAGAGAUUCUUGCUGCAUGCCAGCAAAAAGUCAAAUCCAACUUACAUAAGACAUUCCAGCUUGUGUUUGAGGGGAUUGCUAAAGCAGGAAACAAAACCCUUCUGAAUCAGAUGUUCACAGAGAUCUACAUCACAAAGGGAGGGGUCAAUGAUGAACAUGAGGUCAGACAGAUUGAAACAGCAUCCAGGAAACCAGACGGACCAGAAACAACAAUCAGACGAGAAGACAUUUUUAAAACCUCACCUGGAAGAAAUGAAUCAAUCAGAACAGGGAUGACAAAGGGAGUGGCUGGCAUCGGGAAAACAGUCUUAACACAGAAGUUCACUCUGGACUGGGCUGAAGACAAAGCCAACCAGGACAUCCAGUUCACAUUUCCAUUCACCUUCAGAGAGCUGAAUGUUCUGAAAGAGCAAAACUACAGCUUGGUGGAACUUGUUCAUCAGUUCUUUAAUGAAACCAAAGAAGCAGGAAUCUGCAGGUUUGAAGAGUUCCCGGUUGUGUUCAUCUUUGACGGUCUGGAUGAGUGUCGACUUCCUCUGGACUUCCUCAACACUAAAAUCCUGACUGAUGUUACAGAGUCCACCUCAGUGGGUGUGCUGCUGACAAACCUCAUCAGGGGGAAUCUGCUUCCCUCUGCUCGCCUCUGGAUAACCACACGACCUGCAGCAGCCAAUCAGAUCCCUCCUGAGUGUGUUGACAUGAUGACAGAGGUCAGAGGGUUCACUGACCCACAGAAGGAGGAGUACUUCAGGAAGAGAUUCAGAGAUGAGGAGCAGGCCAGCAGAAUCAUCUCCCACAUCAAGAAAUCACGAAGCCUCCACAUCAUGUGCCACAUCCCAGUCUUCUGCUGGAUCACUGCUACAGUUCUGGAGGACAUGUUGAAGACCAGAGAGGGAGGAGAGCUGCCCAAGACCCUGACUGAGAUGUACAUCCACUUCCUGGUGGUUCAGUCCAAAGUGAAGAACAUCAAGUAUGAUGGAGGAGCUGGGUCGGAUUCACCCUGGAGUCCAGAGAGCAAGAAGAUGAUCGAGUCUCUGGGAAAACUGGCCUUUGAGCAGCUGCAGAAAGGCAACCUGAUCUUCUAUGAAUCAGACCUGACAGAGUGUGGCAUCGAUAUCAGAGCAGCCUCAGUGUACUCCGGAGUGUUUACACAGAUCUUUAAAGAGGAGAGAGGACUGUACCAGGACAAGGUGUUCUGCUUCGUCCAUCUGAGUGUUCAGGAGUUUCUGGCUGCUCUUCAUGUCCAUCUGACAUUCACCAACUCUGGAGUCAAUCUGCUGUCAGGAAAACAAACAACAUCGUGGUGGUCUGAAGUGUUCAGAGACAAAUCAACACGUUUCUACCAGAGUGCUGUGGACGAGGCCUUACAGAGUCCAAAUGGACACCUGGACUUGUUCCUCCGCUUCCUCCUGGGUCUUUCACUGCAGACCAAUCAGAAUCUCCUACGAGGCCUGAUGACACAGACAGGAAGUAGGUCACAGACCAAUCAGGAAAUGGUGGAAUACAUCAAGAAGAAGCUCAAUGACAAUCUGUCUGCAGAGAGAAGCAUCAAUCUGUUCCACUGUCUGAAUGAACUGAAUGAUCAUUCUCUAGUGGAGGAGAUCCAACAAUCCCUGAGUUCAGGAAGUCUCUCCACAGAUAAACUGUCUCCUGCUCAGUGGUCAGCUCUGGUCUUCAUCUUACUGUCAUCAGAAGAAAAUCUGGACGUGUUUGACCUGAAGAAAUACUCAGCUUCAGAGGAGGCUCUUCUGAGGCUGCUGCCAGUGGUCAAAGCCUCCAACAAAGCUCUACUGAGUGACUGUAAUCUGUCAGAGAGAACCUGUGAAGCUUUGUCCUCAGUUCUCAGCUCCCAGUCCUCUAGUCUGAGAGAGCUGGACCUGAGUAACAACAACCUGCAGGAUUCAGGAGGGAAGCUGAUCUCUGUUGGAUCCCACUGCACACUGGAGACUCUCAGACUAAGUGGCUGUGAUCUGUCAGAGAGAAGCUGUGAAGCUCUGUCCUCAGUUCUGAGCUCCUCAUCCUCUAGUCUGAGAAAGCUGGACCUGAGUAGCAACAACCUGCAGGAUUCAGGAGGGAAGCUGAUCUCUGUUGGACUGAAGAGUCCACACUGCACACUGGAGACUCUCAGUCUCUCAGGCUGUUUGAUCUCAGAGGAAGGCUGUUCUUCUUUGGUCUCAGCUCUGAGGUCCAACCCCUCCCAUCUGAGAGAGCUGGACUUGAGCUACAAUCAUCCAGGAGACUUAGGAGUGAAGCUACUGUCAACUGGACUGGAGGAUCCUCUCUGGAGACUGGACACUCUGAGGGUGGAGCCUGCUGGAGUCAGAUGGUUGACACCAGGUCUGGAACUCACACUGGACACAAACACAGUGUACAGAAACCUCAAACUGUCUGACAACAACAGGAAGGUGACACGUGUGGAGAAGGAUCAGCCAUAUCCUGAUCAUCCAGAGAGGUUUGACUCAUAUCAUCAGCUGCUGUGUAGAGAUGGUCUGACUGGUCUCUGUUACUGGGAGGUUGAGAGGAGAGGAAGGGUUGAUAUAUCAGUGAGUUACAGAGGAAUCAGGAGGAGAGGAAACAUUGAUGACUGUGUGUUCGGAGAGAAUGAUCAGUCCUGGAGUCUGAACUGCUCUGAUGAAGGUUACUCUGUCUGGCACAAUAAGAGAAGAACAUCCAUCUCCUCCUCCUCUGUCUCUGGUAGAGUAGCAGUGUAUGUGGACUGUCCUGCUGGCUCUCUGUCCUUCUACUCAGUCUCCUCUGACUCACUGAUCCUCCUCCACACCUUCAACACCACCUUCACUCAGCCUCUCUAUCCUGGGUUCAGGUUCUGGUCUGGUUCCUCAGUGUCUCUGUGUUGUGUGGAGGACAGAGAGUCUCCUCCUAGUUACGGGCAUCAGUCCGGCAGAGGCAGAGGUGACAGGAUGCAUGCUGGGAGUGCUCUGGGCUCGUCAGCGGGCAGACAGAGGUGUGUAGAGCGCCCCCUACAGGCCACACGGUGCAUCACAUCAACACAUAACAGCACAGCACAGGACGUGGUCCAAUCACUGCUGGGGCUCCACGUCCCCGACAGAGGAGCAGCAACGGCCAAUCACAGCCGAGGCUGGAGCAGCCAAUCACAGCCGGGACAGAGAGCCGAGUCGUCAUCCAGCUGCUUCUCAAACGGGUGA